Phasianus colchicus (ring-necked pheasant) is the source of this 4091-nucleotide messenger RNA. RefSeq names its product PR/SET domain 1 (gene PRDM1). Gene Ontology annotation, molecular function: protein binding; RNA polymerase II cis-regulatory region sequence-specific DNA binding; DNA-binding transcription repressor activity, RNA polymerase II-specific. Gene Ontology annotation, biological process: cell fate commitment; regulation of transcription by RNA polymerase II. NCBI's taxonomy places the organism in Eukaryota, Metazoa, Chordata, Aves, Galliformes, Phasianidae. Gene Ontology annotation, cellular component: nucleus; cytoplasm. The record is from RefSeq and is a predicted model, not a curated record.
AUGAUAAAUAAUUCUUUUUCAGUGAAUCUGAAAUUAGGAAUUUGGAAUGAGAGAAUGCUCAGACUGUUUGUUAAACAAAAAUGCAUUAGCUGUUUUGCUGGGAAAAUCCCUUCUAAGCAUAGCAAAAUAUGUGUACCCCUAAUAUUUCUUUGGAUCAAAGUAAUGCGAUCUCAUAUCAUUUGACGAAUGCAAGUUGCAGAGUUUUCUUGUUUUGUUUCACUAACAUCCAUUUUAUGGGAACUUUAUGAGUUCCAGCGCACCUUCCAAAUAUUUACAGUGCUGUGGUUGGAUGGAAAGUUCAGACCGAAUCUUUAACCUCCUCGUGUUGGUUCUAAAGACUGUCUGGAGUCCAAAGGUUACGAACUGCUUGUAAACUAUCUCCAGAAUAAAAGCCUAUAUGCGAGGACAUCGGUGCUGCUUUGUGUUCUCUAUUCUUCUCGUAAUUUCCAUUUUCUCCCCGGCCUGCCCCCCGGAUUCUUAAUGGUGUGAAUUGCUGCAGUCUGUAGCAUUCAGUGAGGCUAUGCUAAUCGGUGUCAACUGAAAGCCUGUCCUGAGGCUUUGCCAGAGAUGUUAAUUCAGUUAGUACUACAAAGCUACAAAAACAAAAAAAACUUCGACAUCGUCUGCUGCUGGAGCACAGAUACCAAAACCCUCGAUUCAGCAAGCUGUUGAAGUGAGCACGCAGCUUUAAUGGUACGGAUUUAAGUGAAGUAUUCUCUGUAACAUUAAUCACUUCAUACAAACAGGGGGUAACGGAUGUAAUUUGUUAGCGGUAAAGCGGCUCUUUGCAGCGUUUUUUUUUUUCUUUUUUCUUUUUUUUUUUUUCUGUUGGAUCUGGCAUCACAAAGAUCACAAUUUGCAUUCAGAAUGCUCUUUACGAUGUUGUAGCAACUGCAGAAUUCGACGAAGGUCUCCCGUGAAUCCAAAUGUGAGAGUCUGCUUUGCUUACUUCUGCAAGGGUCUGCAUGCUAAAUAAGAUCAUUUCUGUUCUAAAUGUGGGGCAGUAUGACACUGCUUAGCCUACGGGGAUCUGUUUCCCAGAGCAAGUCUGGACCCUUGAGGCUGCUACACAGUGUAGCUCGGACGCUGUGAGUUUCAAGAAUCUGGUGAAAGGGAGAGAGUGGACAAUGAAAAUGGACAUGGAGGAUGCUGACAUGACCCUGUGGACGGAGGCCGAUUUCGAAGAGAAGUGCACGUACAUCGUCAAUGACCACCCAUGGGACCCCAGUGCCGAUGGAGGCACCCUCACUCAGGCAGAGGCUUCCUUGCCAAGGAACUUGACUUUCAAAUACUCAUCAAACUGCAAAGAGGUCACUGGAGUUAUAAGCAAAGAGUACAUCCCAAAAGGAACACGCUUUGGACCCCUGGUAGGAGAGAUCUAUACCAGCGAUACAGUUCCCAAGAAUGCGAACAGAAAAUACUUUUGGCGGAUCUAUUCAAGUGGUGAGCUUCACCACUUCAUUGACGGAUUUAAUGAGGACAAAAGCAACUGGAUGCGUUAUGUAAAUCCUGGCUACUCAGUUCAGGAGCAGAACUUGGCAGCCUGUCAGAAUGGAAUGAACAUCUACUUCUACACUAUCAAGCCCAUCCCUGCCAACCAAGAGCUGCUUGUGUGGUAUUGCCGAGACUUUGCAGAGAGGCUGCACUAUCCCUCCUCCAGAGAGCUGACAAUGAUGAACCUCACACAAACCCACGUUAAUCCAAAGCAGCACAGUGCUGAUAAAGAUGAGCUCUAUCAAAAGAGCGUCCCAAAGAAGGAGCACAGUGUGAAAGAAAUCCUGAAAAUGGAAUCCAGUCCUCCAAAAGGAAAAGACUUCUUCCAGACCAACAUUUCACCGGUUACUCCAGAAAAGGACUUGGAUGAUUUGCGUAAGAACUAUAGCCCAGAGAGGUGUUUCUUCCCUCGCGUUGUCUACCCGAUCCGACCUCACAUUCCAGAAGACUAUCUGAAAGCUUCCUUAGCAUAUGGGAUGGAUAGACCCAGCUACAUUACUCACUCACCUAUCCAGUCAUCUACUACACCAAGUCCUUCCGGGAGGAGCAGUCCAGACCAAAGUUUAAAAAGUUCAAGCCCUCACAGCAGCCCAGGGGUCACAGUUUCACCUCUGGCACCAACUUCCCAAGAGCACAGAGAGUCAUACUCAUACCUGAACGGAUCCUAUGGCUCAGAAGGAUUGGGUUCUUAUCCUGGAUACGCCCCCCCUAGCCACCUCCCAUCUGCCUUUCUACCAUCCUAUAACCCCCACUACCCCAAAUUUCUGUUACCUCCGUUCAAUAUGAGCUGUAAUAACCUGAGCGCUUUGAACAAUAUCAACGGCAUCAACAAUUUCAAUCUCUUCCCACGGAUGUAUCCCCUUUAUGGCAACCUGCUCAGUGGAGGUAGCCUUUCCCACCACAUGUUGAACCCCACCACGCUCCCCAGCUCAUUGCCCAGCGAAGGAAGCCGUCGAUUGCUGCAGCCUGAUCAUCCAAGGGACUUCCUCAUACCAGCACCUAACAGUGCCUUCUCUAUCACGGGCGCUGCUGCCAGCAUGAAGGACAAGCCAUGCAGCCCCACCAGCGGGUCACCCACAGCUGGUACAGCAGCCAGUUCAGAACACAUAAUGCAACCUAAACCUACCUCAGUGGUGUUGGCUGCCACCGGUGGUGAAGAAGCCAUGAAUCUCAUUAAAAGCAAGAGGAAUGUGACUGGUUACAAAACCCUCCCGUACCCACUGAAGAAGCAGAACGGGAAGAUCAAGUACGAAUGCAACGUUUGCUCCAAGACCUUUGGCCAGCUCUCGAAUCUGAAGGUGCACCUCCGAGUACACAGCGGAGAGAGACCAUUUAAAUGCCAGACUUGCAAUAAAGGCUUCACACAGCUGGCUCACCUCCAGAAGCACUAUCUGGUACACACAGGAGAGAAGCCCCACGAGUGUCAGGUUUGUCACAAGCGGUUCAGCAGCACCAGCAAUCUCAAAACCCACCUGCGGCUCCACUCUGGAGAGAAGCCUUACCAGUGUAAGCUGUGCCCAGCCAAAUUCACCCAGUUUGUGCACCUGAAGCUGCACAAACGUCUCCACACCCGGGAGCGUCCCCAUAAAUGCAUCCACUGCCACAAGAGCUACAUUCACCUCUGCAGCCUCCAGGUCCACCUGAAGGGCAACUGCCCUGUCGCCCCCGCCUCCGGCCUCUCGAUGGAGGACCUGAACCGAAUCAAUGAGGAGAUCGAGAAGUUUGACAUCAGUGACAAUGCAGACAAGUUGGAAGAGGUGGAGGACAAUAUUGACCUAACGUCCAUCGUGGAGAAGGAUAUACUGACCGUGCUCAGAAGGGAAAUGGAAGGAGCUAAUCUCAAAGUAUCUUUACAGAGGAACCUGGGAAACGGACUUAUCUCCUCAGGAUGCAACCUUUACGAGUCUUCAGAUAUGUCAAUUAUGAAGUUGCCUCACGGUCACCCACUACCUCUGUUACCUGUAAAGGUCAAGCAAGAAACAGUUGAACCAAUGGACCCUUAAGACUUUUUGGCAAAGUGAUUUUUUUAUUUAUGACUUGGCAAGUCAGGGUGCCUGUAGCAGUUGCUUGUACAUAGUUUCAAUGCUGCAAAGCAAUCUUGGCUUACAGUAGUUUCCCUACGCUCUCCAGCUGAAAGAAGGAACUCCAAAGUUACUGUUUUCUCAGGGCAUAAAAAGAGGCAAAGGACUGUGUGUUGCCUCGCCAGUUACUAAAAGACAAUCAUCUAUCCAUAAUUAUUUUUUCAAUGAUAGUACUUCAUAAUUUAUUAUGCAAUUUAUCAUUCUAAAAGCAAUAAUUAGAAAAAUGUUUACAAUGACUGGAAAAUUCAUUGUAAUUUUUACUUUAAGUGUUUUUAUUUUUUGUUUUAUGGCCAUUCUCCAUAGACUUUUUUUCUGCACAUCUGUUUUAAGAACCUAAGAUUGGGGUUUCAGUAACCAUGUUUUAUGUACCAAUGUCUUUUAAACAAAUGUGUUUUUUUCUUUUGCCAAAGUUGGACAUUGACAUACAGAAUCCUAGAUCAAUCAGUCUGAAAAAAAUGCUGGUACUUUUAUGUGCAAAUCACCCCAUUGGGAUUGAAAAGGAGAAAAAAAAAAAAA